AUGGUUUUUGAGGCUCCACAUCCUGGGCGACGUGUUACCCUCAGCAAAUCUGACGAAAAGUUGAAGAGAGACGAACAUUCUAGUGAAAUGCGAUCGCAUGAACCGAAGCCUUCUAUAGAGACAAAGCCUCAGCAAAAGAAAGUAUCCCGUGUUAGAGUUCGAAGGAGGCCGUCACAAUUCACAGUUGAAGGCGCAGACUUCAGCGAAAUCUUGGCAGUCGCAGAGGAAAUGGGUGAGAAUUCGAAAAUUAAAAGUCAACGACUUAGAGGACUGCAUGUUACAUUGCUACUUUAUUUAGCUAAAGAAUGUGGAGACUACGAAAACUUGGAUCCAAAUGAAGCAAAUGAUAUGGAGACGGCAAUCAAAUAA
Messenger RNA from Cylicostephanus goldi, 369 nucleotides. Lineage: Eukaryota; Metazoa; Nematoda; Chromadorea; Rhabditida; Strongylidae. The record is from the annotation of a GenBank genome assembly.